This is a messenger RNA of Oryzias latipes (Japanese medaka), 1300 nucleotides long. The record is from RefSeq and is a predicted model, not a curated record. NCBI's taxonomy places the organism in Eukaryota, Metazoa, Chordata, Actinopteri, Beloniformes, Adrianichthyidae.
UUCUGAUUUCUGAAGCUGUUAUGAGAGAAAAUCACAGCAGAUAAAAGUAUCUGUCAGGCUCCAACAAGGCUCUCUCUCACAUCACAUGAAGCCUGGAACUAAUGCAGCCGCCGCUAUAAGCGAAGCCUCAGCCUCAGCCUGGCAGACAGCCUGACAGCUCCACGCCGACAUCAUGAACCUCCUCCUCUUCCUCGUCCAGUUCAUCAGCACCGUCCCCAUCACCGCCGUGCUCGUCUUCGUCCUCCUCAAGCUGGUGGCUCGCUUCCGCCGCAGUGGCGAGGCCGGCCUCGGCCUCGGCCGGGCCGUGCUGGUCACGGGUUGCGACAGCGGCUUCGGGCACCGGCUGGCCGGAGCUUUGGACCGCGGCGGGUUUGUGGUUUUCGCGGGGUGUCUGUCUCCGGACGGGGACGGAGCUCAGAGUCUGGUCCGGGACGGCUCCGGUAACCUGAAGGUCCUUCAGCUGGACGUCACCAAAGAGGAGGAGGUGCAGCAGGCGAGGAAGACGGUCCAGGAGAACCUGCCCGAGGAAGGUCUGUGGGCCGUCGUGAACAAUGCCGGAAUCUCAGACUGGGCCGAGAUCGAAUGGAGCAGCUUGGAGGAUUUCCGCCACAUGGCGGACGUCAACCUGUUUGGCUCUAUCCGGACCACCAUCGCCUUCCUGCCUCUGGUCCGCGCCGCUAAAGGUCGGGUGGUGUUUGUGUCGAGCAUCUUUGCCUUCUUCCACUGCCUGAACAUGGGGGCCUACAGCGUGUCCAAGAGGGGGCUGGAGGCGUUUGCAGAUUGUUUGAGGGUGGAAAUGGCCAGUUUUGGAGUGAAGGAACCUGCUGGGUGGUGGAAAUUUGAAUGCAGGGUGUAUUUGGCCUCCGGGCCGGACUUUGGACGUGCCGGAUCUAAUCCUUCUGUCAGCAUCAUCCAGCCGGGGAAUUUCGCUGGAGCCACCAACAUCUUAAAGACCAAAACCGCCUCGGACAUCUGGGCGAAACUGGACGACGACCGAAAGGUCGUCUUCAACCGUCGGUACGUGGAACUGGCCAACGACUACUUCAAGUCAACCUGCAAGACUGGAUUCAAAACGGCAGAGCCGGUCGUCACGGCGAUGCUGCACGCGCUCACGUCUACUCGUCCGAAGAGCAGAUACCUGCUGGUGUCUGCGCUGGAUAAGGUCUUCUUCAAGCUGUACCCUCUUCUCCCCACCGUCUUCGCUGACUCUGUCUUUUCCUUCAGCUCCAUGUACAAAACACGAAAACAAAUGCUCUUCAAUCAGUAGCUGUUUUUUUCUUAAUAAAUCUAUUUUCUUCUU